This is a messenger RNA of Hibiscus syriacus, 2685 nucleotides long. RefSeq names its product pentatricopeptide repeat-containing protein At3g09650, chloroplastic-like. Bases 111 to 2552 code for a protein of 813 amino acids. The record is from RefSeq and is a predicted model, not a curated record. The transcript has a single exon. Gene Ontology annotation, molecular function: protein binding. NCBI's taxonomy places the organism in Eukaryota, Viridiplantae, Streptophyta, Magnoliopsida, Malvales, Malvaceae.
GACGUAGUACUUGUCUUCUCCAUCCAAUAUCUUUUUCAUCUUCCUCCACCACUUCAUAUUCCUAUUAUUGUUUCCCUCCUCCUUUUACUUUCACCCCCAAUGGACCAGCCAUGUCUAUGAAUAUUCCCUCCCCUUGCUCUCCCUCUCCAUCUUCUUCUUCUCCUUUCCCUCCAAUCUCCACUGGAUUUCACCCCUUCCUCCGCUGCCUUCUUCUCCGCCUUCAAGCAGCCAUGUCUAUGAAUAUUCCUUCCCCUUGCUCACCCUCUCCUUCUUCUUCUUCUUCCUUCUCCUCCUUUCCCUCCACUCUCCACUGGAUUUCACCCCUUCCUCCGCUGCCUUCUUCUCCGCCUUCAACCACCACCUCAACUUCCUCUAAGCCCACGCGUUCAUUCUGCCUGCAGGCUACAGCCCACCAGCGAACUCAACCUGCCGCUACUGAUUUAUCUCUUCCCUCUAAUAAGAACAGUAACGAUGAUCAAACCCUUCUCUCCCUCCUCCGCCAAAGGAAAACCGAACAAGCUUGGACCCAUUAUUCCCAAUCCCCUCACCUCCCCACCCCUACUUGCUUAAGCCGCUUAGUUGCUCAGCUCUCUUACCAAUCCACUCCACAAUCUCUAUCACGCGCUCGUUCAAUCAUCACGCUCCUCCGCAAUGAACGCCAGCUUCACCGACUCGACGCCAACUCCCUCGGCCUCCUGGCAUCGACUUCGGCGAAAUCCGGGCAUACCCUUUACGCCUCUUCCCUCAUCAAGUCUAUGCUUCGCUCUGGUUACCUCCCCCACGUCAAAGCAUGGAGCGCCGUCGUUUCGCGGCUUUCCACUGAGUCAUCCUUUGAGUCGAUAAGCCUUUUUGAUUCCGUGACUCGCCGCGUCAGACGCUUCGCGGAUCCUUCAAUUGUUGCUGAUUCCAAACCUGACACGGCUGCCUAUAACGCUGUGCUUAACGCUUGUGCUAAUUUGGGUGACAAAAGUAAGUUUCUGAAACUGUUCGAUGAAAUGCGUGAAUGGGGUUGUGAAGCUGAUGUUUUGACUUAUAAUGUUAUGAUAAAGUUGUGUGCUAGAGCUGAUAGGAAAGAUUUGCUUGUGUUUGUGUUGGAGAGGAUUAUUGAGAAGAGAAUACGUUUUUGUAUGACUACUCUGCAUUCCCUCGUUGCUGCUUAUGUUGGAUUUGAUGAUCUUGAAACGGCUGAGAAAAUUGUUCAAGCUAUGAGGGAAGGAAGGAAUGAUCUUUGUAAGAUUCUCCGAGAUGCAUAUUUGGAAGAUCUAAAACGAGCUAAGGAAGACGAUUAUGAUGAUGAAAGCUACGACUAUGAUGGGGAUGAUGAUGAUGAAGAGGAAGAUACAAAAGAUUCGAGUCAAAACAAGAUAGAUGAUAUAGUGUUUGAGAAGUUGCUUCCUAAUUCGAUUGAGCCGUCCAGUGAACCACCAUUAUUGCCGAAAGUAUAUGCACCAAAUUCUAGGAUUUAUACGACAUUAAUGAAAGGUUAUAUGAAGGCAGGCAGAGUUACAGACACAGUGAAGACUUUAGAAGCAAUGAGGCGUCAAGAUGAUAAAGCUAGUCAUCCUGAUAAUAUUACAUACACAACAGUUGUUUCUGCCUUUGUGAAGGCCGGAUUGAUGGAUAGAGCGCGAGAAGUGCUAGCCGAAAUGACCAGAAUUCGUGUGCCAGCAAAUCGGAUUACUUACAAUAUUCUUCUCAAGGGUUAUUGCCAGCAGUUGCGAAUAGACAAGGCAAAGGAAUUGCUAAGGGAGAUGGCUGAUGAUGCAGGGAUUAAGCCCGAUGUGGUUUCAUAUAAUAUAUUAAUUGAUGGAUGCAUAUUGAUAGACGACAGUGCUGGGGCUCUUGCAUUUUUCAACGAGAUGCGGGAGCAAGGAAUCACUCCUACGAAGAUCAGUUACACUACAUUGAUGAAAGCUUUCGCUUUGUCAGGUCAACCGAAGUUAGCCAACAAGGUUUUCGACGAGAUGCUUAGAGAUCCACGGGUGAAAGUCGAUUUGGUCGCAUGGAACAUGUUGGUGGAGGGAUAUUGUAGGCUGGGACUGGUCGAAGAAGCUAAGAAAGUAAUCCAAAGAAUGAAGGAAAACGGAUUUUACCCUAACGUUUCUACUUAUGGUAGUCUAGCAAAUGGGAUUGCAUUGGCUAGAAAACCAGGGGAAGCACUCUUGCUCUGGAAAGAGAUUAAGGAUAGGUGCGAGAUGAAAAAGGAAGAUGAGAACCAACCCUCCGAUUCUCCCGCUCUUCCACCACCGUUGAAACCGGAUGAAGGUCUAUUAGAUGCUCUAGCUGAUAUAUGUGUGAGAGCUGCUUUCUUCAAGAAGGCAUUGGAAAUUGUGGCUUGCAUGGAAGAGAAUGGCAUACCACCAAACAAGACCAAGUACAAGAAAAUCUAUGUGGAGAUGCAUUCGAGGAUGUUUACUAGCAAGCAUGCUUCACAAGCGAGGCAGGACCGGAGGGUCGAAAAGAAGAGAGCGGCCGAGGCAUUCAAGUUCUGGUUGGGUUUGCCUAAUUCUUAUUAUGGAAGCGAGUGGGAUUAUGGUUCUAAUGGCAGAUGAUCACAUUUAUGCCUCUGUGGUUCAGAGUCAGUAAAACAAAAUCAACAAUGUAUACUUGCACUAAUUUGUAACAAGGUCAAGGUCAUGUAAUGUAAUUGUACUGUAUAUUGCAAAUGCAGAAUAUUCAGUCAAA